CCCGUGUGUGUGUGGUGUGUACGCCCAGCAUCCAUUGUGAGAUGCCUAUUUUUUGGUCGCCCGCCCUAUCUCGCAGCGCCUAGGCGCCCAUGCAGCCCCAAAUAUCCACCCCGCCACCCACUGACAGAACGAUGACAUGGGUUUACCAAGCCCAACACCGCCGCCAUCCAUCCACGCAUCCAUUACCUUUCUGUCCUCUCCCGCCUUCGCCCCGGAGGCUGUCGCCAACUCUUGCUCCCAGAGAAUGGGCAUUAUCCGAUCAUAGGUGUCAUGAAUGGAUUCUCCAAAGCCUGGCCUAGACCUCGAGAAGGAGCUGACGUGCUCGAUCUGCACAGAGCUCCUUUACCAACCCCUCACGCUUCUUGAUUGCCUCCAUACUUUUUGCGGCGCUUGUCUCAAGGAAUGGUUCUCCUUUCGAGCUGCGACCGCCGAGAGAUCGCCCAACUCACCAGCUCCCGGUACCGCCAUCUUCACCUGCCCAGCAUGCCGAGCAUCAGUCCGAGAUACCCGGCACAACGCCACCGUGGUGACUCUUUUGGACAUGUUUGUGGCUGCGAACCCAGACAAGGACCGCUCGGCCGCCGAGAAGGAGGAAAUGGCAGGGAAAUACAAACCGGGUGAUCAGGUGCUUCCCAGGCUCUCUGCCCGCGGAAGGACGGCGGAAGAGCGGCGUGCAGAGAACGAGGACCGGCGACUGGUUGACGAAGUGCGGGAGAUGAGCCUACGAGAUGCGGGAGUCUCGUCAUCGGUGCCACCCAGGGCACGGAGACGACGAGACAGCCGGUCGGACGAUAGGCCAAGAGCAAGCCGAGACAGGAGCUUGGACAGCCGACCACGACGAAGCGGACAUCACUCACGGGGAGAAGAGGGUGCACGGCAAAGCUCUGAGCAGGUGUAUUCCGACAGUGAACGGAGACAUAGAAGAAGCGAGUCGAGACAGCGUCAGAUCGAGCAUCAGUCGUCCAUCAGAUCGCUCAUCAGCUCGGCGGACAUGAGUGAACGAGAUAUCGAGAGAGAGAUCGAGUCUUUUGCUAGGCAAAUCCAAGAAGAAGGACUUCUCGAUGGACUUGACUUGGAUAACAUCGAUUUGAGUCGAGACGACGAGCUCAGCCGGCGGAUCACGGAGGCAUAUCGUCGACGACAGAGGGACCGAGCUCGACACGAGGCUUCGCGGAGGAAUAAUGCGAGCGGACAAUCUUCCUCUUCCCGACACACGGAGUCAACCGGUACGGAUCCGAGAUUACGAGCCCCCGAAGGAAGCGACCGACAGAGAAGCCGCACUCGUCAUUCCAGGUCGGCCAGCGCCACAAGCCAAACCGAAGAACGAAGCAGGCCACCCCCGUCGGCAUCAUCAGCUGUGUUGGAAGUCCAAGACUUCAGCCGAAGGACAAGGAGGCGGACAUCCAGCGAUAGCCGCAGUGCUACAACUCCAAUCUUCCCCAGCGCAUCCGAGACCAGGCCUGCUGCUCGGUCGUCAACGGAUCUGACCUUGAGGUCUCAGACAUCAGACCCGACGGCCCCACGAUCUAGCUUCAGUGAAUCGCGGAGCGCCAGCACGCCGGCGGUCCCAGGAGCGGUCCCAAACGCAAAUGAAUCAACACACGCAGGCACUUCGAGCAAUUUGUCAUUUGCCAAUCGUGCACCUCAAGGAGCACCACCAAGCGGGCAGGCCCCAACGCAGCCUACAACAGGUCACCAAGAAUCUGGUGCAGGACGUGGAAACAGAACCAAUCGACCCGCAGACCUUGCUAUUGUUCAUUCAAGUGUCGCGAGCCCGGUCAGCAGCCCGACCAUGAUAGCGCACCAACGAGCUCGAUCCCACCUGUUUCCGGAGCCAUCAAUCAGCUGCUCACGAUGUAACAAGCCGCACAUUGAGUACGAAGUCCACUACAGCUGCGGCACCUGUUCCAACGGCCAGUGGAACAUGUGCCUUGACUGUUAUCGAGCAGGAAAGGGAUGUCUCUACUGGUUCGGCUUCGGCUACGGGGCCUGGGCCAAGUGGGAAAAGAAGCGCCAGCAAUCAGAGGGACAAGUGGCGAUGCCUCAUAUCCUUACGGCAAGUCGUUACAUACGACCCCGGUCCACUCCUGGCGGAGCAGAUGGCAGGAAAACCCUUUCGAUUGAAGACCCUCGAAAGCGACUUGAAAGCGGAACAUUCUGUGCAAAGUGUUCUGCAUGGACCAACGAUUGUUAUUGGCGCUGUGAUGUUUGCAACGAAGGCGACUGGGGCUUCUGUAAUGACUGUGUGAAUCAGGGAAGAUCUUGCACGCACACUCUCCUACCACUCGCUCACGAAGCUACGCAAUCUUCCCAGGGACGGCCGGUGAGCCCUCGAUCGCCGGGUCGACCUCCAACCGCGACAAUACUGACUGGUCCCAACACAUCAAACAUGGGAGCCUUUAAACCCCUAUCGUUCGCUACCAGGUGUGAUGUCUGCCAGGAUCCCAUAACCCCUAGCCAGGCAAGAUACCAUUGCUAUAGCUGUACCAGCUCACUUGUCCCGGAUGCGACGCCCGGCGACUACGACAUCUGCUCUUCUUGCUACGGCAACCUCGUUGCCCAAGGUGAAAUCAGUGGUGAAAAUGGCCACUCGGGGUGGAGGAGAUGUCUCAACGGACACAGAAUGGUGGUAGUUGCGUUCACUGAAGGCAAGGUCGGCCAGUGGAGAUAUGUCGCCAAGGACCUCGUUGGUGGUCGUAGCUUGCGCUCCGAGGCCCCUGAGAACCCAGAUCACCAGGCCAAGGGCUACCAAAAAUGGCUAUGGCAGCACGGUGACCAAGCCGUGGCCCGUCUCAUUACGAAGGACGUAUCAGAAAAUGCACCAGCGAGCGACGGAUCGAGCAAGAUGGUACAAAACUUCCCACCUGAUGGCGGAGUUGGCUACAAGGCGGGUGCCAGAUGGGCUUGGUACCCCAAGGCUGGGUCAGACGACGAGUUGCUGUUUCCCCGAGGCGCCGAGAUCAAAGAGAUUGAGGACGUUAACGGCGAUUGGUUCUUUGGGUCGUACAUGGGCACUCGGGGGCUGUUCCCAGCGCCGUACGUGCGGUUGGAGCAGCGAGCCCACGGUGAGACUUGAGGGCAAUGAAAUACCAAGUUGGAAUAGGGAUGGAUGAGAGUUCCGCGAUGUAGGACAGUCUCGGUAAUUUACUCGCAAUAUAACGAUGUAUAUCCCUUCA
Molecule: messenger RNA, 3176 nt
Organism: Ilyonectria robusta
Lineage: Eukaryota; Fungi; Ascomycota; Sordariomycetes; Hypocreales; Nectriaceae
Exons: 2
Coding region: 275-3076 (933 amino acids)
Biological process (GO): mitotic cell cycle checkpoint signaling; ubiquitin-dependent protein catabolic process; protein ubiquitination
Cellular component (GO): nucleus
Molecular function (GO): protein binding; metal ion binding; ubiquitin-protein transferase activity
Source: RefSeq, a predicted model, not a curated record